This is a messenger RNA of Ustilago hordei, 234 nucleotides long. RefSeq lists its product as uncharacterized. The coding region runs from base 1 to 234 and encodes 77 amino acids. The record is from RefSeq and is a predicted model, not a curated record. The transcript has a single exon. Lineage: Eukaryota; Fungi; Basidiomycota; Ustilaginomycetes; Ustilaginales; Ustilaginaceae.
AUGUCGAACCACGAUUACUCAGCGUACGAAGACUUCGUUCAGGAUGCCGAAGACAUCAUCCAUCAUCUCCCCCCCAAACUUCAAGGUUGUUUUCACAGGAUGAUCACUAACAAGGCCUACGGCAUGCCAGAGGAGCUGAAGGACAGAGUGGAAAGGACCAAUCUUCGACUACUGCAAUGGGACAAACAGCAAGCAGGUAGUGACACCACUCACUAUCUUGAUCAAGUGUGCUAG